Acanthosepion pharaonis is the source of this 1434-nucleotide messenger RNA. NCBI's taxonomy places the organism in Eukaryota, Metazoa, Mollusca, Cephalopoda, Sepiida, Sepiidae. The record is from the annotation of a GenBank genome assembly.
AUGACUGUAUCCAAAUUCUUGUACGAACGCCUUUAUUCUCUCAAAUUACACAUUUUUGACAAAAUCUCAAACCUUCUUCUUCUUCGUCGUCGUUGCCGCCGCCGUCAAAUCCUCUUUCUUCUUUUGCUUCUUCGUCAAAAACUCAGCAUCCUCUUUUCCAUCCCCCUCCUCUUUCGUCUUCGCCCUCUUCUCCUUCAGUGCCAACAAUUAUUAAGUAUCCUCUUGUUCCUCCUUCUUUUUCUUCUUCGUCGUCGUUGUCUCCAAAACCUCAGCAUCCUCUUCUUCCUCCUCCUCCUGUUUUUCUUUCUUCUUCUUCAAUGGCAAAAAUUCAGCAUCACCAAUUUCUUCCUCCUCCUCCUCUUCUUUCUUCUUCUUCUUCUUCUUCUUCUUCUUCUUCUUCUUCUUCUUCUUCUUCUUCGUCGUCGUCGUCGUUGUCCUCGUUGUUGUCCUCGUCGUCGUCAUUGUCUUAAAAACCUCAGCACACUCAUCUUCCUUCUCUUCCUCGUUUUUUUUUCUUCUUCCGUGUCAAAAAUUCAGCAACUUCUACUUCCUCCUCCUCCUCUUCUUCCUUCUUCCUCCUCCUACUCCUUCUUCGUCGUCGUUGUCCUCGUUGUUGUCCUCGUCGUCGUCAUUGUCUUAAAAACCUCAGCACACUCAUCUUCCUCCUUUUUUCUUCUUCUUCUUCCGUGUCAAAAAUUCAGCAACUUCUACUUCCUCCUCCUCCUCCUCCUCCUCUUCUUCUUCUUCUUCUUCUUCUUCUUCUUCUUCUUCUUCGUCGUCGUUCAUUCUCCUCCUCCUUCUUCCUUCUCCUUCUCCUUUUUCAUCUUCUUCUUCACCAACGCCAUAUACUCAACAUCUUUCCUAUUCAUGUACGCCUUUCCUUCUUUUUCCUUAACACUCAACAGCCCCCCCAACUUUCUCCGCCUUUUCCUCUUCUCCCUCGUUUUUCUUUGUAUUUUUCAACAGCAUCCUGAUAGCCAUCAUCCCUUUCUUUUUUAUAAUCACUAUAAACUCUGUAUUCUCACCUACUCCUCCACCUCCGACUUCUUCUUCUUUUUUUUUUCUUCUUUUAUUAUUCUUUUUCAUUUUUCUCUUCUUUUUUUCUUUUUUCGGCGGGGUGGGCAACAGUCAUAUCUUUCUAUCUAUCUAUCUAUCUAUCUAUCUAUCUAUCUUAAACCAUUCAUCUCUAUCUGUGUUUCUAUCAUAACCUCUUCACAUCUAUCUUUACCUUUUCAUAUCUAUCUAUCUAUCUAUCUAUCUAUCUAUCUAUCUAUCUAUCUCUCUAUCUUAACCUAUUCAUCUCUAUCUAUCUGUAUUUCUGUCAUUACCUGUUCAUAUCUAUCUAUCUAUCUUAAACUCUUCACAUCUAUUUUAACUUUUUCAUAUCUAUCUAUCUAUCUAUAUAUCUAUCUUAACUUAUUCAUCUAUAUCUAA